This is a messenger RNA of Chilo suppressalis (striped riceborer), 1591 nucleotides long. Lineage: Eukaryota; Metazoa; Arthropoda; Insecta; Lepidoptera; Crambidae. The record is from the annotation of a GenBank genome assembly.
CGGCAGUCCGCUCCUCACAGCGAGCUGUGAGUACGACACGGCGGAUGUGCGGCGGCGGUGCAUUUGCCACCGGCCAGCGUGGGUGGGUGGGUGCCGGCCGCUCGCGCAGUGCCGCGACAGCCACCGCGCCGGCAUGUAGCGCGAGCAUGCCGCUGCCUGUGCUGCCACUCCUAGCACUGAUGCUCGCGCGCCAGGCGGCAGCCGGGAUCUGCUGGACGGGUAUGGACCGCGGCGGGCGCUGCAGCUCUGUGGCCGCGUUGCGCGUGGGCCGCGCCGAGUGCUGCGCGGGCGGCGCGCGCGCCCCCGCCGCCUGGAGCCCCAGGGACCUCGACAGCGGCGAGAUAUUCUUCUACAAGGCGCUAUCUGGAGGGGUGCCGUGCACCGCUUGUGCGGAAUCGUGUGCAGACGUGUCGUGUGGCGCGGGUCGUCGAUGUGUGGUGCGCGGCGGACGGGCAAGGUGCGUGUGCGCAGCCGCCUGUCGUCGAGUAGGCGCCGUGUGCGGUACAGACGGACGCACCUACUCCUCGCUGUGCAAGCUGCGUCGACGCGCCUGCAGGCGGAGAACCAAGCAUCUGACGCUGGACUACCCGGGGCCGUGCCAAGAAGGUAGCUGCGAUCUCGUGCGAUGUGGAGGCGAUAAGCGAUGCGUUCUAGACGCAGAAUUGGGGGCACACUGUGUGAGGUGCGGCUCUUGCAAUGUGGCCGGAUCUCCGGUGUGCGCCGUUGAUGGCAGAACCUAUGCUGGCUUCUGCGCUUUGAGGAAAGCUGCGUGCGAACGCGGCAGAGCACUACCUCUGGCUUACAGAGGUCCUUGUAUAGCGAAUGCGACAUGCGCGAUGAUAAAAUGCGGGUCGGGGCAGCGCUGCAUAUCUGGUGGCGCGAGCGGCGCGCGCUGUGUUUCGUGCGGCUCAUGCGAGGGAGGUCGUGCGCGCCGUCAGCUGUGUGGCAGUGACGCGCGUACUUAUCACUCGUGGUGUCAACUACAACGAGCUACCUGCCACGCGGGCCGCGUCGUCGACCCCAUGCACCCGGGCGCUUGUAAAGGCAGUAAAAACGUAACGGACAUUGGUGUGACUCGACGUCGCGGGAAGAAAGAGAUCGGAGUGGACAUCACCGGUGUCCUAUAAGCAUAGACUUGGGACUGCAAGACUGCAACCGAAUACCACGAAACACAAAAUAAAUGUUGUAAUAGAAAAAAAACAAUAGAAGUCUGGAUUCGGGUGUUAAUAAUAUAGACAAUAAACAUCACAAUGGAGUUGUAUCAGAAUUUGUGAUCUCAGUUUCAACAUGCAAGUAGCAAAAAUACAAAUAAUUUUAGUUUAUUUAAGAAUACGUCUGUUUAGGUAUUGAGAAGUAUCAGUAUAGUCGACUUUUAUUCUACUCUUCACUUUGUUGUCCUAUUUUGAGUUAUCGAAAUAUAAUAAUAAAUUAACAAUAUAAAAUUAUUUAUUUGAGAACAAAAUUAUACGAAUAUACGAAUUUUCAUUUUCAUUUCAUGUUGAAACUAGAGACGUAAAAACAAAAUACACCAAAUUCUUGUCCUAGACUUGUAGAAAAUAAAAUUCGACUCGAAAAUCUAAAUUUUAGGAUA